This is a messenger RNA of Thamnophis elegans (Western terrestrial garter snake), 513 nucleotides long. It is a transcript of the gene NTF4, whose product is annotated as neurotrophin 4. The record is from RefSeq and is a predicted model, not a curated record. Gene Ontology annotation, biological process: regulation of neuron differentiation; neuron projection morphogenesis; nerve development. Gene Ontology annotation, molecular function: growth factor activity; nerve growth factor receptor binding. Bases 1 to 513 code for a protein of 170 amino acids. The transcript has a single exon. NCBI's taxonomy places the organism in Eukaryota, Metazoa, Chordata, Lepidosauria, Squamata, Natricidae.
AUGCUUAUUCUGUUCCAUGCCAUGGUCACCCCAUUGCUCUGUGUCAUCCAGGCUGCCCCCCUUCCCAACACCUAUAUCCUCCUUAACACCACUGAUACUCUAUGGGCUGAGACUCCCCUGAGGGAUUGGGACCUCUUCUCUCCACGUGUCACUCUAUCUAACCAAGCUCCUGAAGAGCCCCCCAUGCUUUUCCUCAUGGAGGACUCCAAUACCCUACCUGGACACGCUGCUAAUAGAACAUUCAAGUCCAAACGGUCAUUGGAAGGGUCCCUACGCCGGGGAGAAAUGUCUGUAUGUGACAGUGUUAACGUGUGGGUGACAGACAAACGGACAGCUGUGGACAUCCGUGGCAAAACGGUGACAGUGCUGUCUGAGGUCCAGACGCUUACAGGCCCCCUCAGGCAGUAUUUCUUUGAGACCAAGUGUAAUCCAGCUGGCGGAACUGUGGGUGGCUGCCGGGGUGUUGAUCGACGCCAUUGGAUCUCUGAGUGCAAAGCUAACAGUCUUACGUGA